AUGGUCGGAGUUAUCUCGGCCGCCGGUCUGGUUGGCUUCCUCUCCGAGCCAGACCACGAGCUCAAGGUGUAUGCCUUGAAGUCAUUAGAUUCACAGAUCGACCUGCUUUGGACCGAGGUUGUGAACGCAGUUCCUGAGAUUGAGGCCCUAUACGAAGAUGAAUCAUUCCCAGAACGCGAACUGGCCGCUCUGGUUGCCUCGAAGGUGUACUACCAUCUCCAGGAAUAUAAUGAGAGUAUGGUUCUUGCUCUGGGUGCAGGCAAGCUGUUCAAGCUUGACAAUGGUGGCGAAUAUGAGGAGACAAUCAUCGCAAAAUGCGUCGAUACCUUCAUCUCUUUAUCUGCCGCCCAGAACCCGACCUCCGGUGAUCACUCCGCCCACCUGAACCAGUCCUUCCCUGCAUCUGGCGAAGGUGCCACAAGCACAUCAGCAAGCCUGACCUCUCCGAUCACACCAUUCUCCAAGUCUGCUUUGCCUUCGAAGUCCUUGCUAUCACGCCAAGAGGUCCCUGGCAUCGACGCCGCUCACCCUGGAGGCGAUGACAUCAGCAUUCAACACGAGGACAGCCCACUUAUUUUGAAGCGUGGUGUUCAGGGUCAACUACAGGCUAUUAUUGAGCGAUUGUUCGAAGAGUGCUUCCGCCAGAAGCGCUACCGCCAGGUCAUUGGAGUCGCCAUCGAGGCCAAGAGCUUGGAUGUUCUCCGUAUGGCUAUCAUCCGUGCUAGCGAAGAUGAGAAGAAGCAGCAGGGUGAAUCUCGUCAGAGUGAGGAGCUCAUGGAAUACGUGCUGGAUAUUUGCAUGGGAAUUGUCCAAGAGCGGGCGUUCCGAAGCGAGAUUCUGAAACUUAUUCUCGAGCUUCUGAACGAGAUCCCUGCACCUGAUUAUUUCUCCAUCGCGAAAUGUGUUGUUUACCUUAAUGAACACUCGAUGGCAUCCGUUAUUCUUCGCCAACUCGUCGAGAAGGGCGACCCACGGUCUUUGGCUGUCGCCUACCAGAUUUCUUUUGACCUUUAUGACAACAGUACCCAGGAGUUCCUCCAGAAAGUUCGCCAAGAGAUCGCCGAGCUUGUACCAGAAAACGAGGCCGACAAGGAGAACACACAUGCAGAGGCUAACGAGUCGGACCCGCUGCUCGAGAACCAGUCUAUCUCCAUCUCCCGGCAAUCGGGCGAAGAUGAUGAGCAACGCACUGCAUUUAAAAACAUCCUUGCCAUUCUGGAUGGUAUCAAGACCAUUCAGUUGAACUUGGAAUUCCUCUACCGGAACAACAAAGCAGAUAUCGCUAUUUUGAAUAAGGUCCGCGAUAGCCUUGAGGCUCGGAAUUCUAUCUUCCACACUGCCGUUACACUCUCAAAUGCUUUCAUGCACGCCGGAACUACUCACGACAAGUUCUUCCGUGAUAACCUGGAUUGGCUGGGCAAGGCUGUUAACUGGUCCAAGUUCACCGCCACUGCUGCUCUAGGUGUUAUCCACCGUGGCAACUUGAGUCAGGGUCAAAAGCUUUUGCAGCCUUACCUGCCCCGCGAGCAUAUUGCUGGCGUCGGUGGAUCGGGCUCCGUAUACAGCCAGGGUGGUUCUCUUUACGCUUUUGGCCUAAUCUACGCCAAUCACGGUGGUAUGGCUGUGGAUCUCAUCCGUGACCACUUCAAGAAGGCUACCGAGGAGGUUGUUCAGCAUGGCGGUGCCCUUGGUUUGGGUGUGGCAGGUAUGGCUACUGGUGACGAGGGUAUCUACGAAGACCUCCGAAAUGUUCUCUACACUGAUUCUGCUCUUAACGGUGAGGCAGUUGGUCUUGCCAUGGGUCUCGUCAUGCUGGGCACUGGCAACAUGAAGGCGUUGGAGGAUAUGAUUCAAUACGCCCACGACACUCAGCACGAGAAGAUUGUUCGCGGCCUGGCUAUGGGUAUGGCUUUGAUCAUGUACGGUCGCCAGGAAGGUGCUGAUGAGCUGAUCAACGGUCUUCUUGGGGAUCCUGACCCAACUCUCCGCUACGGUGGUAUCAUGACCAUCGCUCUGGCCUACUGUGGCAGCGGCAGCAACAAGGCUGUCCGCAAGCUGCUCCACGUUGCCGUCAGCGAUGUCAACGAUGAUGUUCGCCGAGUGGCAGUUAUGAGCUUGGGUUUCAUUUUGUUCCGCAAGCACCAGAGUGUUCCCCGUAUGGUUGAGCUGCUCUCCGAAUCUUACAACCCUCACGUCCGUUACGGUGCCGCCAUGGCUCUUGGUAUCUCUUGUGCGGGAACUGGAUUGGAUGAGGCUAUUGAUCUUCUGGAGCCUAUGCUCAAAGACUCAACAGACUUUGUCCGCCAGGGUGCUUUGAUCUCCCUUGCCAUGGUUCUUGUCCAGCAGAACGAGGCGAUGAACCCUCGCGUUACCAGCCUGCGGAAGUCCAUGAUGAAGAUGUUGGGUGACCGUCAUGAGGAUGCGAUGGCUAAGUUUGGAUGUGCGGUGGCCCUCGGCAUCAUUGAUGCCGGUGGUCGCAACUGCACUAUCAGCCUGCAGACUCAGACCGGCAAUUUGAACAUGCCUGGUAUCGUCGGUGCUGCUGUUUUUGUUCAGUACUGGUACUGGUUCCCUCUUACUCACUUCCUGUCCCUCAGUUUCACCCCAACCUCUGUGAUCGGUGUCGACCAAAAGCUGGAAGUACCAAACUUCAAGUUCCACAGCAAUACUCGCCCCAGCCUGUUCGACUACCCCCCAGAGCAGCAGGUGAAGCAUGAAGAGGCUCCGAAGAUGGUCAAGACAGCCGUUCUUUCCACAACUGCCCACGCCAAGCGCCGUGCCCAGCGUCGGGAGAAAGAAGCCCGCCGUGAGAGCAUGGACAUCGAUCAGACACCCACCACACCUAAGGUAUCAGACCAGCUGCCUGAGAAGAUGGAUACUGAUGAGAGUGUCCCCAAGGAGGGAGAAGAGGGUAAAGACGGAGAGAAGACCACUGGAGAGGGCCAGAAGAAGAAGGCGGAGCGGGAGAAGGUUGGAUACGAGUUAGACAAUAUGUCAAGGGCAUUGCCUGCACAGCUUAAAUACCUUACUUUCCCCGACCCGCGGUAUGAGCCAGUCAAGCGGCCUACCGGUGGUGUUGUUGUUGUCCUCGACAAGCAGCCAGAAGAGCCCCGCGAUAUUAUUGAGCUGAAGGCCAGCAAGGAGCAAAGGCAACCAGCCCCCCCUGCCGAGACUCUACAGGAUCGCCUUCAGGUCGCCAUGGACAAUGCUUCUCUGCAGACCCCUCAACGGGCUGGCAUGUCGGAUAAUGCUGCUGGCGCUGCGGCGGCCGCAGGUGUCCUGACCGCUAUUGAUGAGGAUGAAGAGGGUGCGGAGGAUGCGCCUCUUCCAAAUGAUUUCACAUACGAGUCAGAUGGGGGAGAUGAGUAG
Molecule: messenger RNA, 3369 nt
Organism: Penicillium odoratum
Lineage: Eukaryota; Fungi; Ascomycota; Eurotiomycetes; Eurotiales; Aspergillaceae
Product: proteasome regulatory particle base subunit RPN2
Exons: 5
Coding region: 1-3369 (1122 amino acids)
Biological process (GO): regulation of protein catabolic process; proteasome-mediated ubiquitin-dependent protein catabolic process
Cellular component (GO): nucleus; proteasome complex; proteasome storage granule
Molecular function (GO): enzyme regulator activity
Source: RefSeq, a predicted model, not a curated record